Messenger RNA from Eutrema salsugineum, 2389 nucleotides. Its product is annotated as BRCA1-associated RING domain protein 1. Gene Ontology annotation, biological process: double-strand break repair via homologous recombination; positive regulation of transcription by RNA polymerase II; negative regulation of fatty acid biosynthetic process. The transcript has 13 exons. Bases 63 to 2282 code for a protein of 739 amino acids. NCBI's taxonomy places the organism in Eukaryota, Viridiplantae, Streptophyta, Magnoliopsida, Brassicales, Brassicaceae. The record is from RefSeq and is a predicted model, not a curated record. Gene Ontology annotation, cellular component: BRCA1-A complex; BRCA1-BARD1 complex; plasma membrane. Gene Ontology annotation, molecular function: ubiquitin-protein transferase activity.
AAACUAUCCUUCUCCUUCUUGCCUUCAAAAGCUUUCGGCAUUUAGAUCUGGUUCGUACAGAAAUGGCGGGAUUUACCAACAUGUUGAUGAAUCCAUGGGUUCUCCAUCUCCAGAAGCUCGGGCUCGAACUCAAGUGCCCUCUAUGCUUGAAAUUGCUUAAUCGACCGGUGUUGCUUCCUUGUGAUCACGUCUUCUGCGAAUCAUGUAUACACAAAUCGUCGCAAGUUGAAUCAAGCUGUCUUGUUUGCAAAUCUAAAUAUCCCAAAAAGGCUCGGAGGAAUCUUCAUAUCAUGGAGAGUGUGAUAAGCAUGUACAAAAGCUUGAAUGCAGCUGUUAGUGUUCAUCUCCCACAGCUACAGAAUCAGAAUGAUGGCAACUACAAGAACGAUGCACAGAACAAUUCCAGCAGCCAAAAAGACGGUGGAUCUGAAGAUUCUGAGAUGAUUGACAAGGAUGUGAUCAAGCGAAGUGGUGGUGGUAGUAAUUCAUCUAGUCAUGACGGUUCUCCACUUCCAACGUCACAAGAAAGCAAUCAAAGACCUAAGCAUCAGGACUGGUCUAAGCAGCAGAUAGUCGAUCCUCUCCCGUUAUAUGAGUUCGAAUCUGCGAAUGAUGCUGGCAAUCAUACACCUGAAAGUCAUACAGGACCAGCUGCAAAAAGCCUUAGCGACAUCACUGUUUCUGAGAAGCCUGACAAGGCUGCAAGGAGGCGAAUUUGUGGUGAUUCCCUUAGUCAUGAUGAUUCUCCGCUUCCAAAAUCACAAGAAAGCAAUCCAAAUCCUAAGACUCAGGAUCUGACUGAGCGGCUAUUGAUGGAGAGCCUCCGGUCAUAUGAUUUUCAGCCUGAAUCAGACAAUGAUCCCACUGAUCAUAUAAAAGCAGAGAAACGUCAGCAGUUAUCCAAAAGUCAUACAGAACAAGCUGCGAAAAGGAAGCGUGACACCACUGCUUCUGAAGCAAUGGAAAAUCAUCAGAAAUACCCCAAGAGGCAGAAGAAUUUGAUGCAAAAAGCUGCUGAUGUUGACUUCAACGACAACUACACUGCAAACUCUGAUGAUCAGCUAAUUGGAAAACCCUCCAAGGCAUCAAAUUUGACCCCAUCUGUAAUUUCAGAUCAGCCAUCAUCCAACAUAACCAUAUGUGGAUUUUGCCAAUCUGAUAGGGUAUCUGAGGCCACUGGAGAAAUGCUGCAUUAUUCCAGGGGAAGGCCGGUGGUUGGAGAUGACAUCUUCCGCUCCAAUGUUAUCCAUGUCCAUAGCGCAUGUAUCGAAUGGGCACCGCAAGUAUACUAUGAAGCUGACACAGUGAAGAACCUGAAAGCAGAACUGGCAAGGGGGAUGAAAAUCAAGUGCACCAAAUGUGGUCUGAAAGGGGCUGCCUUAGGCUGCUAUGUCAAGUCUUGCCGCAGGAGCUACCAUGUUCCAUGUGCACGGGGGAUUUCCAGAUGCCGUUGGGAUUAUGAAGACUUUCUUCUGCUUUGUCCGGCUCAUUCUUCUGUCAAAUUCCCAAAUGAGAAGUCUGGACAUCGCGUAUCCAGAGCUGAGCCCUUACCGAAAAUAAAUCCUGCUGAGCUUUGUUCUCUGGAAAAAACCCCGGCUAUUACAAAAGACCUUGUUCUCUGUGGAUCAGCACUCUCUCAGAGUGAUAAGCGACUGAUGGAAACUUUAGCCGCCAAACUCAAUGCAACCAUAUCAAGGUACUGGAACCCUAGUGUUACGCAUGUGAUUGCUUCUACAGACGAGAAAGGAGCUUGCACAAGAACUUUAAAGGUUCUUAUGGGUAUUCUCAAUGGAAAAUGGAUUAUCAAUGCAGGCUGGAUUAAAGCAAGCCUUGAAGCUUCUCAACCUGUUGAUGAAGAACCAUUUGAGAUUCAUAUUGACACUCAAGGAUGUCAUGAUGGACCGAAAACCGCAAGACUCAGAGCGGCAACUAAUAAACCAAAGCUCUUUGAUGGCUUGAAAUUCUAUUUCUUUGGAGACUUCUGUAAAGGAUACAAAGAAGACCUUCAAAACCUAGUCAAAGUCGCUGGUGGUACGAUCUUGAACACAGAGGAUGAGCUUGGCGCAGAGAGCAGCAACAAUGUCAAUGACCAACGAUCAUCGAUUGUGGUUUACAACAUUGAUCCUCCAAUUGGAUGUGCUUUGGGUGAAGAAGUCACGAUUAUUUGGAACCGAGCAAAUGAAGCAGAAGCUUUAUCUAGCAAAACUGGAUCUCGGGUCGUUGGUCACACAUGGCUCUUGGCUUCUAUAGCUGGUUACAAGUUGCAUCCUAUGGCUAGCUAAAUUUUAGAAAGAAAUGUUUCAGUUUCACACUUUCACUAUAUAUGUAAGAUCACUUUUAUUUAUCUUGUUUGGUCUAAAAUUUGUAAGAUAACAAAACAGAUUCGUGU